Molecule: messenger RNA, 1171 nt
Organism: Cyprinus carpio (common carp)
Lineage: Eukaryota; Metazoa; Chordata; Actinopteri; Cypriniformes; Cyprinidae
Product: cysteine-rich venom protein ENH1-like
Exons: 8
Coding region: 13-723 (236 amino acids)
Cellular component (GO): extracellular region
Source: RefSeq, a predicted model, not a curated record
GAAGGACACAAAAUGUUUGCAGUAACAGUUUGUAUCCUGGGAUUGCUCCAUAUGAGCGCUGCCUGCGGCUUGCCAGGUAUCUGUACAGACCUGACUUCUGUUCAGCAGGAGAUCGUGGAUGUACACAACACCCACCGAAGGGCUGUGGAGCCGACUGCCAGCAACAUGCUGAAAAUGCGUUGGAGCGAUGCAGUGGCAGAGUCAGCUCAAGGCUGGAUUGAUCAGUGUAACAUGACACAUGGACCACCGAGCAGCCGCAUGAUUGAGGGAUAUGAAAUGGGUGAAAAUCUCUUCAAGGCCUCUGUGGUUUAUUCAUGGACUGAUGUGAUAAAUGCCUGGCACAGCGAAGUCAACAAUUAUGAAUAUCCCACCGGAUCCACCAACGGUCAGUCGAUUGGACAUUACACACAGGUGGUGUGGUACAGCUCAUAUGAGAUCGGUUGUGCUGUGGCUCAGUGUGGAAGCUUCUACUUCUACGGAUGCCAUUACUACCGCGCAGGGAAUUUCAGAGCAGUCCCGCCGUACUCGCUGGGCGAUCCGUGUGCUGCCUGUCCGGAUGACUGUGAAGACGAUCUGUGCACUAAUCCCUGUCCAUACAUCAACACGUUCACCAAUUGCGAUAAAUUGAAAGAAAUGGCCACUUGUGACAACUCUGUCGUGAGCCAGUGGUGUCCAGCCAGUUGUCAAUGUGAAGACAAAAUCGUCCCUAUUGCGAGGAAAUGAAAUCUUGGCCAUAUCACAUGAAGUACGGCCUUUUUUGGAUAGUUGUAGCACAUCUUUCCUAUAAUGUGAAAUAUAUACUCUAACUUCGUUCUAUUUCUGUUCUUUCUAUGUGGAAUACCUCAAAUAGGCUGAUUAUUAAAAAUCAAGGGUACUGUACUUUAAUAAUAUGAUGGAAAAGGCCAGUCAGCAUUGUUUUGCAGUAUUACCUCAACUUUUUUUCAGUAAAGCUUAUACAAUCACAUAUAAGUAAAGCCAUUUGUGUUUUAUAAGCCUCGUAAAUCCAUAUACUGAAAACAAUAGCUGGAGAAAGCACAACUUAAGACUGUGAAAACAGGAUACGUCUCAAAUGACAGACUGCUGGCAGUAAAAAGUUUGGUCACUAUGUAAUGUAUAGUGUGCUGAAAUGUUCAUGUAAUUAUCUUUCCUGCAACACUGCACCAUAAUCCUG